Molecule: messenger RNA, 1548 nt
Organism: Debaryomyces hansenii CBS767
Lineage: Eukaryota; Fungi; Ascomycota; Pichiomycetes; Serinales; Debaryomycetaceae
Exons: 1
Coding region: 1-1548 (515 amino acids)
Source: RefSeq, a predicted model, not a curated record
AUGACAGGAACACCAGUAUUUCAGUAUAAGAUACAGUAUGAAGCGUGGUAUUUUAUAGUGACUUCGAGUGGGUUGCACUUUUAUUUUAAUAAGUCAAAACGGAAGUCUUAUUGGCAAUUGUAUGAUGUUUUCGAAGAUAAUCCUGGCAUCGACCAGAAUGAGUUUAUCAAUUGCAUUAACAUGGAAGAUAUUGCAUUGUUGAUGUGCAGAGUCAAUGGUUUAAAGGGGUUGGAUGGAUACUUCUUUAAGGAGUCAAAAAGAAAUGAGAAGGAUUUACAGAAGAAAUCUAUAGAUGUGGAUAGUAUAAACACCCGUAGCAGAGAUGAGGAAGGAGUAGAAGAGGAAAUAGUUGACAAACAAGGAACAACAGAAAGUGAAGAAGAGGAGGAAGAGAUAGUGGAAUAUGACAAAGAUGCAAAAGAAGAGUUUAUACGUAAUUUGCUUCUAGAAGAAGGGUACAUGCAAGAAGAGGCAGAAAAGAAAGAUGAAGAGACUCCGGAUGUAUUGAACCUAGGAUAUUCAUCGAGUGAAGAUGACUCUGAAGCAGAAGAAGACCGGGAUAUAAAAAACGACCAGGAUGACAAUAAUGAGGAAGAAAUAAGGCAUAACGAUAUACAUGAUGAUAAACGUAAGAAUACCGAUGAAGACCAUAAUGAGACAGACCUAUAUCAAGACCAAAUAGAAGAGAAAGGUGAAGUGCACAACGAAGAGAAAAAGGAAGAGAAAUAUGAUGGUGAACAAAGUGAAGAAGACCAUGAUGAACACAAAAUACAUGAUGCUGAUGAUAGUGACGACGAAACUCAAGGCAAUCGGGGUUUAGACCUAUCACUAUCUGAGGAUGAAAUAGACGCUACAAAAGAAUUUUUACAAUUACUUGAUUCCUACAAAGAUAGGAUAUCGGUGUACGAUCCAUGGUUUUUAAUCGAAGAAGAAUUGCUACCUGAACUUAUUACAAAACCUGAAUAUUAUUCUAUUGAUGAUUCAUCAGAAAGAGAGAGGAUAUUCAACCAGUGGUGUAAAAUUCAACAAGAUGAACCACAAGAAACAAUUUCUGAUACUGGUGUCCAACAACCUGAUGUGUACCCCACUAUAACUCAGAUGUAUUUUAGAUAUCUUCAAAAUCAUAAGAAGGAGCUCAAGAAAUAUUUCUAUUCCGAAUUCAGCACUAAGUUUUCAAAUGAAAUUGACCUAACUUUUGGUGAAUUACUUGCGAAAGAGAGAGAAUCGCUUUACCGUCAAUAUAAAAUCAUGAUAACUGAUUACGCAGAAUACGAAAAAAAGAUGAAGAAAUCUGGCCUGAAUGAUGCAAACUUGAAAAAACUAAAGCUUAUCACCUUCUUGAAUAAGAACAGAAAAUGUCUUCCAAAUAACGCAAUAAGAGAAGAUGUUUUGCAAAUAGAGAAUUCAACUGAGGACGCAUUUAGCAAGUGGGCGAAAAUUUGUAAUUUGUAUAAUAUACCUACAUCAAUAGGUAAUAACGUUGAAAACUUCAUAGUCGGCGAUGAAAAGCGGUUGCAAUCAUAUAUAGAAACGAUAACUAAGUCAUAA